AUGGCAAAAAGAAGUGUCUUCACGACGGUGACGCCUUUACCAACGGGUAUCACACGAGAGACAGUGAUGGAGACUUUGCGCUCGCAUGUCGAAAUGAUAGACUUGAACCCUCUGGUGGAAGAGCGCCAUCCCAUCAAACCCCCACCAAAUGCUACCGCGGAAGAGUAUCACUGCUUAUGGUACUCUUUGACUGAUCGAGUUCAAUACCUUCCGGGAGGACUGAUGUCUGGCAAGGUCUCCUACACCUGCUGCUUCCAUGAUCUCGAAAACGGUUUGCAAACACACUGCUAUGCGCCUAUGGGAUUAAAUAUAAGAGGAAAGUGGACUCUUGGUGGAUCGCUCCCUGGAGAGCCUGUAGCGCCGGUUGAAAUGGGAGCUGGUGUACCUCUACACGGAUUGUGGCUGAGAGAAGAUGUGGACAUGAAAUGCAACAUCGUCAUGACAAGUUUCGUUAAGAAGACGCUCAAGAAAUCACACUCUGCGUUAGUCAAUCGUCUAGUAGUCAAGGCCCAACUUCUAGAUCGCUCCAUCAACAAUGCUCGACUGAACGAGAGAACACUCGAGACACCAGAACUUGCCACCCUACAACCCGCUUCAUCACUACUUUCUUCAUCCCAAACACCACCAGCCUCAUCACUACUUUCCUCAUCCCAUGCAUCAACGGCGUAUUCUCCCCUCAGUGAUUAUGACAAUGAUAGUUUAUACGCGGAGUCGGAAAUUAGCUCACCACAAUAUAAGACAUUUGCUACGACAAACGCACAGCCUCCACAGACACCAAAGGUAUACCCACCUAUAACCUUACAGAAUCCUCAACUACGGAUCUCACAACAAGUACAUCCAGCCCUAAGAGCCGGCCUACCUCCACCACAAGCAAACCUCGAGCAUAGCGAAAAGCCUAUCUAUCCAAAAUAUGAUCCCUCGGCCUAUCCCCGAGCCCUCGAUGUCCGCCGAGAAGGUGCAUCUUCUUGGAACGACUCCAUACAUGGUACUGGAAACUCUAACCGUCACACGUCUUAUCAAGGUUCUGUCGCUGGCAUGCGUGAUGAUGGUAACAGGGCAAGAGUAGGAUCUUGGCAGAAUGUAGCGAGGAGUGAUAUGUGGAAUUCGUCACGGCCACUAGACCCAAACUCACAGAGAGCCGCAGCUCACUAUCGAAGAGCUUCUUCCCAGUCGGCCUAUAGAAACUCGCCUUCUGAACAGGAAAGGAGGGAUGAUUCUGGAAGACAGGAUAUGAGGAAUAGUGUCGUUCCACCUCCAUUAGCUUAUCAUGCCGAGCUAGAAGGUUGA
Molecule: messenger RNA, 1287 nt
Organism: Sclerotinia borealis F-4128
Lineage: Eukaryota; Fungi; Ascomycota; Leotiomycetes; Helotiales; Sclerotiniaceae
Source: the annotation of a GenBank genome assembly